CUUACCUUUUAUUACCUUGUUCUUGAUCUUUAAGCAUUAGAUAGAAGAAAGAUUCUCUCUGUGAGCUCGUCUCUUCCUUACUGUUCUUGUUCAAGAUGCCCACAGAUACAACCUAUCAAUGCGAUGCAUGGCUGAGUGAAGGUGAAGACAUGGAUCAUUCUUUGCCAGAAGCAGAAUUCUUGAUCCAAAUAUAUUCCCACAUUAUUCCUUUCGAUUCAACAGAAGCAGGUACCAGCAGUGCCGAUGUUACAAUCUUGAAAGAAUUUCGAGUGAAAAGGGAACAUCUAAUACAUGACACCACUUCUUGGUACACCAUAAUGACCAUGCUUUCAGAGAUGAACAUGCCUUUAUAUGUUCAUCCCAUAAUGAUACAGAAAAUAGCAGAAUGCGCUCAAGAAAGUCGAGACUUGGACCGAAAGGUUAUUCCUAUGGUUGUGCAUCUAAGGACUAUACAAUAUACAGGUACUGAUGAGGCUGGUGCUUUCCUGGAGUCUUUCAACUCGCAGGGCUUGAGGUUCGUUGGCGUUAGCAGGUCAGCGAUUGAAGCAUUAGAGAAGAUAAAAAUUAAUAAAGAUUCUUCGAAGCAAUGCGUGAUAUGCUUGGAAGACAUUUCGAUUGGGAUGGAAGCUACCCGCUUGCCUUGUUCGCACAUCUAUCAUGGAAGUUGCGUAAAAAAUUGGCUGGAGAAUAGUAAUCUUUGCCCACUCUGUAGGUUUCUGGUACCCAGUUGAGUCAAUUAAUUAGUAGUUUAGUACGAAUUUGGUUUUGGAUAGAACGUCAUGAGUAAUGUUAUUAGUUUCAUUCCUUUUGCUCCUUUUCUCCUACUGAUUCUUGAGAUAACUUGUACUUGGUGAAGAAUUUAAACAAGGAAUUACCAAAAAAAAAAUUUGAGCGUCUUUCAAGCACCCAUUGUUCUUAACUAGUUAAUCAGGCGUAUCAUAUAUGUGUAGCUUAGGGUUCACAUCAUCCUUUA
Messenger RNA from Hevea brasiliensis (rubber tree), 973 nucleotides. RefSeq lists its product as uncharacterized. The transcript has a single exon. Bases 96 to 731 code for a protein of 211 amino acids. NCBI's taxonomy places the organism in Eukaryota, Viridiplantae, Streptophyta, Magnoliopsida, Malpighiales, Euphorbiaceae. The record is from RefSeq and is a predicted model, not a curated record.